This is a messenger RNA of Carcharodon carcharias (great white shark), 1442 nucleotides long. It is a transcript of the gene metap1, whose product is annotated as methionyl aminopeptidase 1. The coding region runs from base 11 to 1180 and encodes 389 amino acids. Gene Ontology annotation, molecular function: metalloaminopeptidase activity. The record is from RefSeq and is a predicted model, not a curated record. Lineage: Eukaryota; Metazoa; Chordata; Chondrichthyes; Lamniformes; Lamnidae. Gene Ontology annotation, biological process: proteolysis. The transcript has 11 exons.
GCUCUCCAGCAUGGCGGCCGACGGGGAGGCCGUGAGGCGCGUGUGUGAGACGGACGGUUGCGACAAGGAAGCGCGGCUGCAGUGUCCCACCUGCAUCAAGCUCGGGAUCCAGGGCUCCUUCUUCUGUUCGCAGGAAUGCUUCAAAGGAAGUUGGGCAACUCAUAAGCUUCUCCAUAAGAAAGCCAAAAAUGAAAAGUCCAAAGAAGAAUCCUCCAAAUCUGAGAAAGGUGAAAUCAAUACGGAUCCCUGGCCCGGCUAUCGAUACACGGGCAAACUGAGGCCGCACUAUCCACUGACCUCCAUGAGACCUGUUCCAAGUUACAUCCAAUGGCCUGAUUAUGCUCAUCAUCCUUUAGGUGUUUCUGAAUCAGAACAGUCCUUAAAGGGAACUUCUCAGAUCAAAAUUCUGCCGCCAGAGGACAUAGAAGCAAUGCGGGUAGUAUGCAGACUUGCCCGGGAGGUACUAGACGUUGCUUCAAUGAUGGUGAGGUCAGGAGUAACAACUGAAGAGAUAGAUCAUGCUGUUCAUCUGGCCUGCUUAGCACGAAAUUGUUAUCCAUCACCACUCAAUUAUUAUAAUUUUCCAAAAUCAUGCUGUACUUCAGUAAAUGAGGUGAUCUGCCAUGGAAUCCCAGAUGCACGACCGUUGCAGGACGGUGAUAUUGUUAAUGUGGACAUUACAGUUUACCGCAAUGGUUUCCAUGGCGAUUUAAAUGAGACAUUUUUUGUUGGUGAAGUUGACGAGGGGUCAAAGAAACUGGUGCAGACAACAUAUGAAUGCCUGAUGCACGCUAUAGAUUCAGUAAAGCCAGGUGUUCGUUACAGGGAAUUGGGCAAUAUUAUACAGAAACACGCGCAUGCAAAUGGCUUUUCAGUAGUUCGAAGCUAUUGUGGACAUGGGAUUCACCGACUAUUCCACACUGCACCCAACGUGCCACAUUAUGCGAAAAAUAAAGCUGUUGGAGUGAUGAAGCCUGGUCAUGUGUUUACAAUUGAACCUAUGAUUUGUGAAGGAGCUUGGCACGAUGAGACGUGGCCAGACAGCUGGACUGCAGUAACUAAGGAUGGCAAGCGUUCAGCGCAAUUUGAGCACACCCUUCUGGUCACGGAGACUGGCUGUGAGAUCUUGACACGACGCUUGGAGGACAAUGGUCAGCCUUAUUUUGCGUCGCAGUUGUAGCCUGGCCCCCUCACUGUCGUUCCUGCUGGAAGCCUCCUCACUGUCUUCAUCUGGAGUUCAACAAAUGCCUUAAGGCACUGAUUUGUCUAUUUUUUUGGUUCAGGUGCUGCAAAGCACUGGAUGUACAAACAGCCUGUUCGCAAUAUAUCUUGUCCCCUUUCUUCCCCAUCUCUUUCCCAGAGUACCUCUGGCCCUAAUGGCACUCUUACUUGCUUGUAUCUUAAAUGUUUCUUAUUUGAAUAAAAUUUGUGGCUUCCAUCUA